Messenger RNA from Dinoponera quadriceps, 3137 nucleotides. It is a transcript of the gene Hrd3, whose product is annotated as protein sel-1 homolog 1. The coding region runs from base 567 to 2867 and encodes 766 amino acids. Gene Ontology annotation, cellular component: endoplasmic reticulum membrane. The transcript has 6 exons. The record is from RefSeq and is a predicted model, not a curated record. NCBI's taxonomy places the organism in Eukaryota, Metazoa, Arthropoda, Insecta, Hymenoptera, Formicidae. Gene Ontology annotation, molecular function: protein binding. Gene Ontology annotation, biological process: ERAD pathway.
GAGAAGCGGGCCGAAAAUUUGCGAUCUAUAGCCGAGCCUGAGAGACCUCUCGUUUACUCGUGUGAGUCACAAUCGGUCGCGGUGCUGUGCCGUUAAAGUCGCGCGUAAGUACGAACAAACGUGGCACGCAUUCGUCCUUCGUGGGGAGGCAGCGCACGCGAUUUUAUUAUGGCGAUUACAUGCUUUUAGCGCGAACAGCUGAUUCGGCGAGUCUUUUCCCGCGUGGUGCGAAGUAACGUACAAUCGGAGGGAGAGAGAGAGAGAACGCGAGAAACGUCCGUGACGACGACGAAGCGCACGCCGACGGUCCUGUUUGUUGUUGACACAAGAUUCCGCUCGAGAAAGAUGCGUAUUGACGUGUCCUAAUGACGUAAUUGGUCGAAGAGGCGAGACGGUUCACGCGCGUAUGUCCACGUACGUAUCAAGUGCGAUCAAUCGUGCGCCUCUUAUGUCGCGGGAACCUGCAAGGUCGACGACGACGAGCGAAAACGUCAAGAUCGCUGGAGGUGUGAUGAGGAGGCCGUGAGAUAGGUGUCGGUGUGCGUGUGUGUGUUCCGUGCCGAGCAAUGAAGUCGAACGUGCUUACACUGGUAUCGUUAUUGCUCCUGGUGUGUUCGUGUCUCCGGGCUAACGCGGAAUUGGAGGGUGCCGCGAAGAAACGCGGCGACAUCGCGCAAAAGUCGAAUUCCAACGAGGAGACGGAGGAGGAUGUCACCAAUGAGGACAUGGAGAACGCCUUCGAGCAGCUGCGCGAGCUCAGGGCGCUGCGGGAAACUAUACUGAAGCUGGUGCCAGCGUCCGAUUCGCUUAUGAAUGAAAAAGUUAGCAAGCACAGGAAGGAGGAGGCGGAGGGCAAGGUGGACAGCGUCAGCAAGGAGAGUCUGGAGAGCUCGGGAACGAGGAAUGUGUGGAUGAAGACUAUGAUAGCUCAGACCAAGGACAUAGAUCCUAUGGACAUAAACAGUAAGCAGCUGGACGAGGAAGAUAUGGAAGCCUGGGAGAAUCACGAGCAGUACGAGAGUACGCUCGAAGAGGAGGUCCAAGAGCCGCUGUCGCCGGAACAACAGGCAGCCGAGCAGAUAUUCAAGAAUGCUCAAAGUAUUUUAAACGCAAUGCGUGCCAACAAGUCUGAGGGCUACGAAUUGCUUAUCGAGGCAGCGCAGCUGGGCCACCGAGAGGCCAGAUCUAUGUUGGCAUGGGCGAGAUUACUGGGAUCUCGUUUGGGCCCCACUUCUUUGAGAGUGUCCAUCGAUGACAUACCCAGCAUAUUUGAGAUAUUCAAAGAGCUUGCAGAUACGGGUCUUCCAUCGGCCCAUAUGGGAAUGGGAUUUUUGUACGCGACCGGAAUUGGCGGCGUUAAUGCAUCUCAAGGGAGAGCCCUGCUUCACUACACUGUAGCCGCUCUUGGCGGCGACACUCGGGCGCAAAUGGUAAUGGGAUACCGUCAUUGGGCCGGUCUGACGACGUCACCGUCCUGCGAGCGAGCGUUGGAUUAUUAUCGAAAAGUCGCGAAGAAGGUCGCGGAGGAAGUGUCGCUCAGCGGUGGCCCGGUUGUUCAACGUGUUAGGCUGCUGGACGAGCAUGAGAAUCCGGGAUACACUUCCGGAAUCUUCGACCAGGAUUUAAUCGAGUACUAUCAGCUGUUGGCGAAGAAAGGCGACACUCAGGCGCAGGUCGGGCUCGGUCAGCUGCAUUAUCAAGGAGGCAGAGGAGUUCCUUUAGAUCACGAGAAGGCUGUACAAUAUUUCCAACAUGCUGCCGACGCCGGCAAUCCUGUGGCAAUGGCUUUCUUGGGAAAGAUUUACCUGGAAGGGAGCGAGAUCGUGAAGCAAGACAAUGAAACGGCGUAUAAAUAUUUCAAGAAGGCCGCUGAGCUGGGCAAUCCGGUCGGCCAAAGUGGAUUGGGCCUGAUGUACUUAUACGGAAUGGGAGUGGAGAGAAAUACCGGUAAAGCGUGGCAAUAUUUCCAUCAUGCUGCGGAACAAGGCUGGGUCGAUGGGCAACUGCAAUUAGGCAACAUGUAUUUCAGUGGCAUUGGUGUUAAACGGGAUUACAAAAUGGCGAAUAAAUAUUUCAAUUUAGCCAGCCAAUCCGGCCACGUGUUGGCGUAUUACAAUCUCGCUCAGAUGCACGCCACCGGCACCGGCAUGGUGAGAAGUUGUCCCCCGGCUGUGGAAUUGAUGAAGAACGUCGCCGAGAGGGGAAAGUGGAGCGACCAGCUGAUGGUGGCGCACACAGACUACAGAGAAGGCAGAGUAAACGAAGCAUUCCUAAAUUACGCUCUAUUCUCCGAGAUGGGUUACGAGGUCGCGCAAAGUAACGCGGCAUUCAUCCUGGACCGAGGAGAGACCGACGUUCUGACGGAAGAGGAGGGCUUAGUCAGAGCCUUAGCAUUGUGGACGCGAGCUGCAGCCCAAGGAUACUCCGCGGCACAAGUGAAACUUGGUGACGCUCACUACUACGGUAGAGGUACCAAGGUCGAUUACGAGAUUGCUGCGGGCCACUACCGUUCGGCAUCUGACCAACAGCAUAACGCCCAGGCUAUGUUCAAUUUGGGCUACAUGCACGAACGUGGCCUGGGUUUGGCGAAGGAUCGACACUUGGCCAAACGAUGCUACGACUUAGCCGCCCAAGCCAGCCCAGACGCGCAGAUCCCCGUAGCGCUGGCCCUGAUCAAACUCUCCUUCCUCUUCGGCCUGGAUUAUCUGCAGGAAUUCAGUUUGGUCGAUCAGCUGGAUAAGUGGGAUCAGCUGCUCGGGCAGAACUGGGAUCUUUAUCUUAUCGGAUUUCUCACGGGAAUGCUUAGUCUUAUUAUAUACUUCCGCAGACCGCAGCCACCUCCCCCACCGAGACCUCCUGUUAACUAAAUUUUGUACUUUUACUCAUUAUUUCGUACAUAUAUAAAAUAUACAAUAGAUUUUUCUAGACCUAAGCUUGGAAAGAAUUUUAUAAAGGAUUUCGUAUACCGGGAAAUCAUUUUUGAUAACGCAAUUCGUCCUUCCCAAAGCGAUACAGGCUAUGUAUAAUCUCGAGUUCGAUAUUAUUUUCAGCAAUUCAAUGUAUGUCACAAUUGAUUUUACCUCUGACCGGUGCAAAUGAUAAUAAUAAUAAAUUUGCCGACUCUUGUGGCGCUCUGA